GCGACUGCAGAACAAUAGAUAACAUAUGAGUUACCGAAGGAAAUUUCCACACAAUUAUACAAAAUGUGGACAUUGACGAAUCCUAUAAGGAGUUUAAAGAUUUUAUUUUAAAAUAAUUGAAAACACAAGAAGACACAGGGGUCGUUGCGAAUAAAAGUUGUCGAGCCAAUUUCUUGCGUUAAGAGCUGAAAAAUCAUUUAACUGAAAAAUAAUCGCAGCAUACACUUAGUUGGUCAAAUAGAAAUAUCCAAAGAGUUGUUUGCAAUUAUUAAAAAAUUUAUUUUUUAACGCACACAAAUUUAAAAGAUAAAAUGUUUUACUGUCAUGGGAACGGUCAAGGCGAAAUGAUUUAUCGAAUUAUAUAUUACAACUAUAUGCUGUUAGACUUCACAAAUAGUUUUAAGAAGUGUUGGUGGAUAAACAUCUGAGUGCAUAAAAAUCCAAAUUUUAAUAAAGGCCAUUUACAUUUUAAGAAACUUUAAUUUCAAAAACAUCCUAGAUAUCGUAUGGUACAUCCAUCGAAAUUCCCCAUACGCACAAUAACCUCUAUUGCAGUUCACACUGAACAAGAGAUAUUUUUUACAGUAAUAUUUUUUGAUGUCUAACUUUUAUUAAAAGGAGGAGACAUAGAUAAAACCGAUUUAGCAAUCGUCAAACCAGAAAGUUUUUGUAAUAUGGACAAGAAAAUGUCGUCUUCGCAGCCACGUGUAUUAAAAAAAAAACAUUUUCGGGUAAAGCAUCAAAAAGUAAAACUUUUUCGUGCCAGCGAACCGAUUCUGAGCGUUUUUAUGUGGGGCAUUAAUCACACGAUAAAUGAACUAAGUCAUGUUAAUAUUCCUGUGAUGCUUUUGCCAGAUGACUUUCGUGCAUUCUCAAAAAUCAAAGUUGAUAAUCAUCUUUUUAAUAAGGAAAAUAUGCCGUCACAUUUCAAAGUCAAAGAAUAUUGUCCUUUAGUAUUUCGGAACUUGCGUGAGCGAUUCAGUGUUGAUGAUGUUGAUUAUCGCGAGUCAUUAACUCGCUCACAGCCAUUACGUAUUGACUCAUCAGGUAAAUCCGGAGCGCAGUUUUACCAAAGUUAUGAUAAAUUUUUUAUAAUAAAGAGCUUGACAUCGGAGGAAAUCGAACGUAUGCAUGCAUUUUUAAAGCAAUAUCACCCAUACAUCGUUGAAAAACAUGGCAAAACUCUUUUACCACAAUAUUUGGGUAUGUAUAGAAUAACGGUUGAAAGCGGUCAACAUUAUUUUGUCGUUAUGAGGAAUAUAUUUAGUUCCCAUUUAACCAUACACAAGAAAUUUGACUUAAAAGGGAGUACCGUUGAUCGUGAGGCAUCUGAAAAGGAGUUAGAAAAGUAUUUACCUACAUACAAAGAUAAUGACUUUAUAAAGCAAAAAGUCAAGAUUGAAAUUGGAGAAGCAAAAACAAAAUUGUUGGACACUUUAUCAAGUGAUGUUGAUCUCCUUACAAAGUUGCACAUAAUGGACUACUCGCUCUUAGUCGGCAUACAUGACUGUGUUCGUGCUGAAGAGGAAGCAUUACAAGGGGAAAACUCGCAAGGGACUGCACGAAGCGAAAACAGCGAAAGCGAGGAAUGUGAUAGUGGAGAAAGAUGGACUUACAAUACACCACCUGACUCACCGCGCGGUGCACAAUAUAAGGAAGUUGUCUAUGAAGUGGAUAUCUACGCUAUUCCGAGCGUUGAAGAAAGGAGAGAAAUUUAUUUUAUUGCCAUUAUAGAUGUGCUAACACAAUAUGGUGUAAAAAAACAGGCCGCCAAAGCAGCUAAAACUGUGAAGUAUGGAAGUAAUGUAGAUGGAAUUUCUACCUGUGAUCCCGAACAAUAUGCCAAACGAUUUCUUGACUUCAUGGACAAAGCGAUCGAGUAAUUAAUUGCUUCCUUGUAUGCGUAUGCUGGUGCCCAUUUUUGAAGAUGAACUGUAAACUGAAAGAAAUAUAGCCCUAAAUAUGCAUACGCCGUGCGAAUUUAGUACAUAUAUUUAUGCUGUUAUUAAUGGUUAUCGACAAUUUAACUUUGAUUAACUCUUUAGUAGAUUUGUCACUUUGAAGCUUUUUCUUUUCCCUAGAAUUUAAUUUUUGUUUAAUGACGCAGGGUAAUGAUGAUGAUAAUGGUGAUGUAAUGAUAAGCAUUGAGCUCCUAAAAAGAAUGCCGCGCUAUCAUUGUUGGUUCGAAAGCCAGUAAUAAAUAUCGCAUCUUAUACCUUCAUCGCAAUUCAGAGAAAUUAUUGCAUUCCAUUGGGCUCAAGUUUGCCCUGUGAUGGCUGCCUAGAAAACCCGACAUCUGAUUUAAAUACAACCUUAUUGUAUUUUCAGUUUCAUUUCAUUUCCAUACAAAUAAUAUUUCAAAUAACAUGCAUUGAGUAACAUCUUCUGUAUUAAUAAAAUUAUAUUUUUAUUAUCUUAAAGUAACUUUAAUGGAACAACGUCUCUUUAAAUUUAUUCCAUAAAAAAAUCUGAAUAAAGUCACGAAAUUAAUUUCAUUAUAGAAAACGCUAAUUGAUAUAUAUUCGGGAAAAUUAUAUGAGGGCAUGUAGGUUAAUAUUUCGAUUUUACGUGAACAAUUGUUUUACUGUUCUGAAUUUCAAACCAAAAUUCUUAUCCGUAUCGAGAAGAGGAGGAUAUGUUCGUAACAAAUCUAUCUGCACUAAUUUAAGUAGGUUGCUAGAUAACCAAAAUGAGAUAAUUGAGGUGAAGAACACCCGGACACGCGGAAACUAAAAGUCCGUUUCAUGGCUGCAUUUUUAAUAUUGCUUUUUUAAAAUGAAAAUGAAAAAAAAAUCAUUUAUAUUACAAUAUAUUCGUAAAUAAAUUACAAAUGUAUUUUUUCACAAAUUUUUGAAAUGAACAUAUCUGGAGGAAUUGGCUUGUAAUUAAGAUUUGUUUGUUAGUCAUUAACCAUUUAUGAAUUCUGUAAUACGUAUCGAGAUUUUAAAUUAACAAAAAAAAUUAAAAUAAAAAAUAAAACUGAA
Molecule: messenger RNA, 2984 nt
Organism: Bactrocera dorsalis (oriental fruit fly)
Lineage: Eukaryota; Metazoa; Arthropoda; Insecta; Diptera; Tephritidae
Gene: PIP4K
Product: phosphatidylinositol 5-phosphate 4-kinase type-2 alpha
Exons: 11
Coding region: 675-1883 (402 amino acids)
Biological process (GO): phosphatidylinositol metabolic process
Molecular function (GO): phosphatidylinositol kinase activity
Source: RefSeq, a predicted model, not a curated record